UAGAAGUGACGUGACCCGUGUUCUUUGCUCACUAUAUAGAUAUAAUAAUCUGUUUUGAAUUAAUAACAACACAAGUGACUAUGCCGCGACCGUCCCGUGAGUCUUAUGGUGAUCAAAAACCUCCCUAUUCUUACAUCUCUUUGACGGCGAUGGCCAUCUGGAGCUCUCCGGAGCGCAUGCUGCCUCUAUCGGAGAUCUACCGCUUCAUCACAGACCGAUUCCCGUACUACCGGCGCAACACGCAGCGCUGGCAGAACUCGCUGCGCCACAACCUCUCCUUCAACGACUGCUUCGUGAAGGUGCCGCGACGGCCCGACCGGCCCGGCAAGGGCGCCUACUGGACGCUGCACCCGCAGGCCUUCGACAUGUUCGAGAACGGCUCUCUGCUGCGCCGCCGCAAGCGCUUCAAGCUGCACAAGGGCGAGAAGGACAACCUCAACGCGGAGCUGGCGGCACUCGCGAGUUUCAACAGAGCGUUUCUGGCGCGACAAGCCGGCGCGCCUCCGCCACCUGUGCUGCCUUCCGCCAGCCUAUACUCACAGACAACAUGCCCGCAACCAAGCCCGGAGCCCGCAGAAAUGUCGGAGGUCGGCGCGAUGACGCUGGUGACGCGGGAGCGGCCGCGGCGAGCGUUUACUAUUGAAGCGCUUCUUGAGCCGGAGCCACCGCGAGGGCCGGUGCUGACGCUACACGCGAUGCCUGCGCUGCCCGCUCUCGCCUCGCCGUAUGCGCUGGCGGCGCAGCGGUACCAUGCCCAGCUGCUGCAGGCGGCGGCGGCAGCGGCGCUUCGACCCUGUUACCUGCCACCUCCGCCGCUGCCGGUGGCGUGACCCGCCGCGCUCUCCGCUCCCAUUUCUUGUGCAAUGCUAGAUUGUAAGUACCGAACACUUUAAACUCUCUACUCAUCCCUGUCAACUCUGUUUACGCUCCGUGUGGAUGAUUGUUAGGAUAAAAGUACUGAAUAUAAAUAGUUAGAUGAUUAAGUUGAUCAGUGUUGAGAGCAGUCGUAAUAUUAGUGCGCGAGCCGGCCUCGAAACGCAAGCGUGGCGACGGGCGAGGCGUAAAUAGAGUUAAUUUCAAAGUAAAUGGGCCGUCGCAUCGCGCUGCCGUCGCCCGGUGCCUGGCGCAUUGCACUUUGAUGCCUACAAAUAUUCCUCAAUAGAAUAAAAUAGUGAUCUCACGUAGAUUCGUAGCUGACGAUCGACUUGGACAUUAUUUAUUUAUAUUUUUAAAGCAUGAAACGUUUUAUUUUUUCGUAAUGUUCCUGUAAUAUGAUUAGUGUCUUGAUAUACUUUUAGUGAUAAAACGACAGUAUGAAUAUAUUAAUUAAAAUCGUUUAAACAUUAUUUAAGCGGUAAAUUCCU
Molecule: messenger RNA, 1364 nt
Organism: Papilio polytes (common Mormon)
Lineage: Eukaryota; Metazoa; Arthropoda; Insecta; Lepidoptera; Papilionidae
Product: fork head domain-containing protein FD4-like
Exons: 1
Coding region: 81-830 (249 amino acids)
Biological process (GO): regulation of transcription by RNA polymerase II; cell differentiation; anatomical structure morphogenesis
Molecular function (GO): DNA-binding transcription factor activity, RNA polymerase II-specific; RNA polymerase II cis-regulatory region sequence-specific DNA binding
Source: RefSeq, a predicted model, not a curated record